Molecule: messenger RNA, 2594 nt
Organism: Triticum urartu
Lineage: Eukaryota; Viridiplantae; Streptophyta; Magnoliopsida; Poales; Poaceae
Gene: NSF
Product: AAA-type ATPase family protein
Biological process (GO): SNARE complex disassembly; Golgi to plasma membrane protein transport; intra-Golgi vesicle-mediated transport
Cellular component (GO): Golgi stack
Molecular function (GO): ATP binding; ATP hydrolysis activity
Source: RefSeq, a predicted model, not a curated record
CCUCCCUCCUCGCCCUGUUUCCGCCUCCGCAGAGCGUCGCAUCGCACGGCUCGCACCAUACUCUCCCUCCCACGAAGUCCUCCUCCUCCUCCCCUCCCCUCCCCCGCGCGACCCCUCUCCCCCGCACCCGCGAGAUCUCUCUCCCGCCAUGGCGGGGAGGGGCUACCAGGGCCGCGGCGCGGGCGGCGGCGCCGGCGCCGGCGCCGGCGUGUCCAUGGCGGUGGUGAGCACGCCCAGCCAGGAGCUGGCGCUCACCAACUGCGCCUACGUCUCCCCCGCCGACAUCCGCCGCUUCCCCACCGCCCUCGCCCUCGUCGGCGACGUCCUCGUCUUCGCCCUGCGUGCCCACGAUGCCGUUGCUACUGGAAGCAUCGCCUUGAAUGCCAUUCAGCGUCGACAGGUGAAGGUUUCGGCUGGGGAUUCUAUUACCGUUAGCAGUUUUGCUCCUCCUGAUGAUUUCAAGCUGGCAUUGCUCACAUUGGAGCUAGAGUAUACUAAGGCAAGGUCCAACCGAGCUGAGGAUCUGGAUGCAGUCUUGCUUGCCCAACAACUCCGGAAGAGAUUUCUGGAUCAGGUCAUGACAAGUGGGCAACGAGUGCCAUUUGAAUUUUAUGGAACAAACUACAUAUUCAGUGUCAAUCAAGCUUUGCUAGAGGGUCAAGAAAGUUCCACGCCGUUGGACAGAGGAUUCCUGUCAAGUGAUACAUACAUCAUAUUUGAGGCGGCUCCUAAUUCAGGAAUCAAGGUUAUCAACCAAAAGGAAGCAGCUAGCAGCAAGCUUUUCAAAGAUAAAGAGUUUAACUUGGAAAAAUUGGGGAUAGGUGGGUUAAGUUCUGAAUUCACAGACAUUUUCCGUAGGGCAUUUGCUUCAAGGGUGUUUCCUCCUCAUGUUGUCAGCAAAUUGGGCAUUAAACACGUAAAGGGUAUGUUGCUAUAUGGGCCUCCUGGUACUGGCAAGACCCUCAUGGCCCGUCAGAUUGGAAAACUGUUGAAUGGAAAGGACCCGAAGAUUGUGAAUGGACCUGAAGUGUUGAGCAAAUUUGUUGGAGAAACAGAGAAGAAUGUGAGAGAUUUGUUUCUUGAUGCUGAAAAUGACCAGAAGGCACAAGGUGAUCACAGUGACCUCCAUGUUAUCAUUUUUGAUGAAAUUGAUGCUAUCUGCAAGUCUAGAGGAUCUAGCAGAGAUGGUACAGGCGUACAUGAUAGCAUUGUAAACCAGCUGCUUACAAAGAUAGAUGGUGUUGAGGCGUUGAAUAACGUGUUGCUUAUUGGAAUGACCAACCGUAAGGAUUUACUUGACGAAGCUUUAUUGAGACCAGGACGACUGGAAGUUCAUAUCGAGAUAAACUUGCCUGACGAGAAUGGUCGUUUGCAAAUUCUUCAAAUUCAUACAAGCAAGAUGAGGGAGAGCUCUUUCCUUUCUCCAGAUGUUAAUCUUCAAGAGCUAGCUGCACGAACAAAGAACUACAGUGGAGCAGAGUUGGAAGGUGUUGUUAAAAGUGCAGUUUCAUUUGCUUUGAACCGGCAGAUAAGCAUGGAUGAUCUCACUAAACCUUUGGACGAGGAAAGCAUUAAGGUUACUAUGGAUGAUUUUGUGAAUGGACUUCAUGAAAUUACUCCCGCAUUUGGUGCUUCAACUGAUGACCUCGAAAGAUGCAGGUUACAUGGUAUUGUUGACUGUGGCAAGGCACACCAGCACAUUUUUCAGAGAGCUAUGCUUCUGGUGGAACAAGUUAAAGUUAGCAGAGGUAGCCCACUUGUGACCUGUCUAUUGCAAGGUUCUGCUGGAAGUGGUAAAUCAGCUUUGGCCGCUACUGUUGGUAUUGACAGUGAUUUUGCUUAUGUCAAAAUUAUAUCUGCGGAGACAAUGAUUGGUUUCAGUGAAAGCAGCAAGUGUGCACAGAUUUGCAAGGUUUUUGAGGAUGCUUACAAAUCUCAGUUCAGCAUCAUAAUUCUUGACGACAUUGAAAGGUUACUGGAGUUUGUUGCCAUCGGACCACGUUUUUCAAAUCUGAUAUCGCAAACUCUUAUGGUCCUCCUCAAGAGGGUUCCUCCUAAGGGCAAAAACUUGCUUGUUAUUGGAACAACAAGUGAGACAACAUUUCUAGACUCCAUUGGUAUGUCUGGUGUGUUCUCGGUGACCUACGAGGUUCCCAAACUGACAAAGGAGGAUGCUGCAAAGGUGUUGCGACAUUUGAAUGUGUUCGAUGAAGCAGAUGUUGAGACAGCAGCAGAAGCGCUGGACGAUAUGCCGAUCAAGAAGCUGUACACGCUUGUCGAGAUGGCUGCGCAGGGGCCACAAGGGGGAAGCGCAGAAGCCAUCUAUGCCGGAGAGGAAAAGAUAGACCUCAACCAUUUCUUUAGCAUCUUGAGCGACAUCAUCCGCUACUGAUCACACAUACAUUUGAGGACCCUAGGCUCCACUAUAGGAAUUUGUUUACUCCAGUUUCCCCAGCUUGCUAUCUUCACAGGGUAGAGUGGUUUGAUCCCGAGUGGCCUUUUAUUGUCACGGUUCGGCGAGAGUUGUGUCUUUGCUAUGCUUCCGUCGAUAUAAAUAUUCUAUUAUCUGAAGCCUGAGGGCUUGUUUUGUUUGA